Messenger RNA from Bubalus bubalis (water buffalo), 954 nucleotides. Its product is annotated as olfactory receptor 12D2-like. The record is from RefSeq and is a predicted model, not a curated record. The transcript has a single exon. Gene Ontology annotation, cellular component: membrane. Bases 1 to 954 code for a protein of 317 amino acids. Gene Ontology annotation, molecular function: G protein-coupled receptor activity; olfactory receptor activity. Lineage: Eukaryota; Metazoa; Chordata; Mammalia; Artiodactyla; Bovidae. Gene Ontology annotation, biological process: G protein-coupled receptor signaling pathway.
AUGUUAUUUUGUCUUUUAUUUCAAGUGAUGCUGAAUCAAACCUCAGUCACUGAAUUUCUCCUCCUGGGAGUGACAGACAUCCAAGUACUGCAGCCUGUUCUCUUCGUGAUUUUCCUUGCAACUUACAUUGCCAAUGUGGCUGGGAAUGCAGCCAUCCUCAUGGUUGUCACCUCUGAUCCAAGACUCCAUUCUCCUAUGUAUUUUUUCCUGGGAAACCUGUCAUGUCUAGAUAUCUGCUACUCCACGGUGACUCUGCCAAAGAUGCUGGAGAACUUCCUCUCUACACACAAAGCAAUUUCUUUCUUGGGAUGCAUAAGCCAGCUUCAUUUCUUCCACUUCCUGGGCAGCACAGAGGUCAUGUUGCUGGCUGUGAUGGGUUUUGACCGCUUUGUGGCUAUCUGCAAACCACUUCGUUACACUGUUAUCAUGAAUCAUCAGGUCUGUACCCAGAUGGCUGUCACUGUCUGGAUCAUUGGGUUUUUCCAUGCCCUACUGCACUCAGUAAUGACAUCUCGUUUAAACUUCUGUGGUUCCAACCACAUCCAUCACUUCUUCUGCGAUGUUAAGCCAUUGCUCAAGCUGGCCUGUGGGAACACUGAGCUCAAUGAGUGGCUACUUCAUACUGUCACAGAGACCAUUGCCAUGGGCUCAUUCUUUCUAAUUCUUCUCUCCUAUUUCUACAUUAUUAUCUAUCUUUUCUUCAAGACUCAUUCUUGCAGCAUGCUUCGUAAAGCACUGUCUACUUGUGCCUCCCACUUCAUGUUGGUUGUUCUUUUAUUUGGUCCUGUUUUUUUCAUUUACAUUCGUCCUGCCUCGGGUAGCUCCAUGGACCAGGACCGGACUGUUGCCAUUAUGUACAGUGUGGUCACUCCUGUACUAAACCCACUGAUCUAUACUCUGAGGAACAAGGAAGUAAAGGGGGCCUUGAAAAGGGUGAUCAGAAGGAGGCCCUGA